AUGAAUAAAAAGAUUAUUGCAUUAUUAUUGUUGGUUGCAGUUUGUGCUGCCUAAACAAUGGAAAAUGGUCCUAUUGUCCGUGUUCCCAUUAUUAAGAGAGCUAGAACUGAAAUUCAAAAAAAGAAUCUCCUUCUUAGACUUAAGGGUAUUUAUGACAACAUUAUUAACAAGAUUUUCGGAAUACGUGCUAAUUCUUAUUCUGAAGUUAAGGUCUAAAAUUACGCUGACUUACAAUAUUUCGGUUAAGUUUAAAUUGGUACUCCUGCUUAAACAUUCACUGUUGUCUUAGAUACUGGUUCUUCUGAUUUAUGGGUUCCCGGAACACCUUGCAACUCAUUACCCUGUUUGGUCCACAACAAAUUCAAUCCUAAGAAAUCUUCCACUUACGUUGACACUGGUAAGUCCUUCUCUAUUCAAUACGGUACUGGUGCUGUCAAGGGAACUGUUGCUAAUGAAACUGUUUCUUUGGGAGGUUUGACUGCUAAGAACGUCUAAUUCGCUAACGCACAUUAACUCUCUAUGGAUUUCUAAACCACUAAGUUUGAUGGUAUUUUAGGUCUUGCUUACAAUUAGCUUUCCAACAUCGGCGGUUUAACUGUUUUCGAUUAAUUGGUUGCUCAAGGUUUGGUUGCUUAAGACGUUUUCUCUUUCUACUUCAGUGAUAAGGAAAACAGCGAUGAUUCUGAAUUGGUUUUGGGUGGUAUCGAUUUUGCUUAUAACUCCACUGCUUUCAAGUACUAUCCUGUCAUUCUUUAAGCCUGGUACGUUAUUGCUGCUGACUCCAUUUAAAUCGGAGGCGUAAACCUCAAGCUCAACACUGCUAUUGUUGAUAGUGGUACUUCAGUUAUUGUUGGUAACGCCGUUGUUUUGAAUCCCAUCAUUAAGUUAUUCCCUUCUAAAAUUGACUGCUCUCAAAUCAACACUUACCCCAAUCUUACCAUCACUAUCUCUGGUGAUAACUACGUUCUUGGACCCCAAGAUUAUAUUGUUUAAAUUAAUUUACAAGGCUAAUCUUAAUGCUUACUUGGUUUCUAAGCUCUUGAAUUACCCGCUCAAUUAGGUAACUCCAUCAUCUUAGGUGAUACUUUCUUCAGAAAGUACUACACUGUUUAUGACAGAGUUAAUAGCAGAGUCGGUUUCGCUGUUGCUAAUCACUCUAAUAACAAGAGUUAAUGA
Messenger RNA from Tetrahymena thermophila SB210, 1176 nucleotides. Its product is annotated as eukaryotic aspartyl protease. The record is from RefSeq and is a predicted model, not a curated record. Gene Ontology annotation, molecular function: aspartic-type endopeptidase activity. Gene Ontology annotation, biological process: proteolysis. Lineage: Eukaryota; Ciliophora; Oligohymenophorea; Hymenostomatida; Tetrahymenidae. The transcript has 3 exons.